Vitis riparia (riverbank grape) is the source of this 783-nucleotide messenger RNA. Its product is annotated as transcription factor MYB44-like. Bases 1 to 783 code for a protein of 260 amino acids. Lineage: Eukaryota; Viridiplantae; Streptophyta; Magnoliopsida; Vitales; Vitaceae. The transcript has 3 exons. The record is from RefSeq and is a predicted model, not a curated record.
AUGCUGCUGAUGAAGGAAGCCAUGCUGCUGAUUGCAGAAACAGGGAAACAGGUGCAGCUUUUCCAGGGAGAGCGGAUUUUAGGAGGCAGUGGAUAUCUUUUGAGAGGGGGAAUGUCUGUAAGGGAGAAAAGGAUCAAGGAAGGAAAGGAGAGCUGGAGUGAGCGGGAGGGAGAAAACUCGACUUUGAAGAGGAAGUUCGCGGUGGAGAUAGAAAAAGUGUUGACGCCUGUGCCGGUUGAUAACGAAGGAUCGCGGCCUGAGAAGAGGCAAUCGAGCAGUGGCGGCCCCUCGAUGGCAACAACGGGGCUUUGCUUAAGCCCUAGCAGUCCUACUGGAUCUGAUGUAAACAACACUGGCUUUCCCAUAGUUUCUUCUCCAAAUUUGUAUCGACCUAUGGCAAGAACUGGAGCGGUCCAAGUGCCUCCUCAGCAGUUUGAGCCAUCCUCGAAGAAAGACGAUCCUCCAACAGUGCUCACCCUCUCCCUCCCAAGAACUAAGACUUACGAGAAUGAGUACGAAUCUCCACCUCUCGAUUCUGCUCCUCACCAUAACAAGGUGGCGUCUCCAGAUAAUCAAUCAGCUCUAACCUUCGCUAUGCCGGAGAAUCCUGAGUCGAUGACCUUUGUUGUUUUAGCCAGAGACACUCCUAUGAGCAGGUCUGGUAAGGUCUUCGGACAGCGAAGCUCCGCCUGCGGGGCCAUAGUCAUCGGAAUACCGGAGUGGAACGACGAAGAUUUCUGGGCCAGCUUCCUAUUCUGGUUCAUCUCUUCGUGUCCUCUCUAG